Molecule: messenger RNA, 1219 nt
Organism: Dryobates pubescens (Downy woodpecker)
Lineage: Eukaryota; Metazoa; Chordata; Aves; Piciformes; Picidae
Gene: MMD
Product: monocyte to macrophage differentiation associated
Exons: 7
Coding region: 201-920 (239 amino acids)
Cellular component (GO): membrane
Molecular function (GO): pore-forming activity
Source: RefSeq, a predicted model, not a curated record
GCUGGCAGCAGCCGAGCGCCGGUUAAAGCGGCCGCCCGCAGCCGCCGACCCGGCUCCCGCGCCUCACCGACGGACGGCGCCGCGGCGGCUCGCACGCCAAUGAGGGCCCGGACUCCGGCCCUCGCCGCCUCAGGAGCCGCCUGCAGCCUCCCGUCCCGACCCCCCGCCCGCAGCCCAGCCGGGGCGGGCGGCCCGGACCCAUGCGGCGGCUCCCGGAGAGGUUCAGGAGGUUCAUGAACCACCCAGCUCCAGCAAACAGCCGCUACAAGCCCACCUGCUACGAGCAUGCUGCUAACUGCUACACACAUGCUCUGCUCAUCGUCCCUGCCAUCGUGGGCAGUGCCCUCCUGCACCGCCUCUCGGAUGACCGCUGGGAGAAGAUCACAGCCUGGAUGUACGGCGUGGGGCUCUGCGCCCUCUUCAUCGUCUCCACAGUGUUCCACAUCGUCUCCUGGAAGAAGAGUCACCUCAGGACAAUGGAGCAUUGCUUUCACAUGUGUGACAGAAUGAUGAUCUACAUCUUUAUUGCAGCAUCCUACGCACCAUGGUUAAACCUGCGUGAGCUGGGCCCUCUGGCGUCUCACAUGCGUUGGUUUAUCUGGCUGAUGGCUGCUGGAGGCACCAUUUAUGUCUUCCUCUACCAUGAAAAGUAUAAGAUCGUGGAGCUCUUUUUCUACUUGGCCAUGGGAUUUUCUCCUGCUCUGGUGGUGACAUCCAUGACCAACACGGAAGGCCUGCAGGAGGUGGCCUGGGGAGGUUUGAUCUAUUGCCUGGGGGUGGUGUUCUUCAAGAGCGAUGGAGUCAUCCCCUUUGCCCAUGCCAUCUGGCACCUCUUCGUGGCCACAGCAGCUGCUGUCCACUACUAUGCCAUCUGGAAGUACCUGUACAGGAGUCCUGCAGACAUCAUUCGUCACCUGUGAGGCAGAGGUGGGAACCCUGCCCGCGCUUGGCCCCGCAGCAGCGCUGCCGGAGCUGGGGGAGAGCCCUGCGCUGAGCUUGGCGCUUCUGCUGUGCACUGAUGGUUUGUGUGUCCUGCAGCUGCCCAGCCUCUGCUGGGUGCUGUGCUGCAGUCCCCAGAGUCCAUUCCGUGGUAGCAGGAGAGGCUACCUGCUGUUUACAAACAAGUUUUCUAUUUCCAGUUUCGUUUUAACAGUUUUUAACUCUGUGAAUUUUUCUAACUGAGUGGCUGAGAAGGCGAAGGCAGUGCAGAGGUGGCUCC